This is a messenger RNA of Seriola dumerili (greater amberjack), 3178 nucleotides long. It is a transcript of the gene ttc4, whose product is annotated as tetratricopeptide repeat domain 4. The transcript is spliced from 10 exons. Bases 136 to 1332 code for a protein of 398 amino acids. Lineage: Eukaryota; Metazoa; Chordata; Actinopteri; Carangiformes; Carangidae. The record is from RefSeq and is a predicted model, not a curated record. Gene Ontology annotation, molecular function: Hsp90 protein binding.
UGUAGCACCGGUUGUGCACACGCGUAAACAAGGACCUGGGUAACUUGUAUAAUAAGAAACGUUGUUACAUGUAAUGUGUUAGAGCCGGAAACCUGUCGUACUUUAUUUAAGACAAAAAAGGGCAAACAACAGAAAAUGGCGUCUUCAGCGUUGCAAAGUGACAGCGAUGACGGCAUGGACGAAUUUAUGGACAAAUUCAAGACCCAGAGAUAUAAACAUGGCUUCAGUGAAGACGGCUGGGAAGAGGAGUUUAAUAAAAUACCCAUGUUCAUGAAAACAGCACCCGAAGAGAUUGACCCACAAAAAUACCCCGAGCUAGCUUGUCUCCAGGCCAUUAUCCACGAUGAAGACAGGCCCCCGGAGGAGCAAGCACAGAGCCUGAAAAAUGAGGGGAAUGCGUUUUUCAAAGAGAAGAACUACCAAAAGGCCAUACUGUCCUACACAGCAGGUCUGAAGAAGAAAUAUGAAGACCAGGAGCUCAGCACUGUUCUUCUCACCAACCGGGCUGCAGCACACUUUUAUCUGGGUAACAUGCGCUCUGCACUGAACGAUGCUGCGGCAGCAAGGAAGAUCAAACCAGAUCACCUCAAAGCCUUGAUCAGAGGAGCCCAGUGUUGUAUAGAGCUGCGUAACUUCUCAGAGGCCAUCCAGUGGUGUGAUGAAGGCCUUAAAGUACAUCCCACCGACAAGAAACUGCAGGAGCUCAGAGCUGCUGCAGAUAAACACAAGAGAGCUGCAGAGAGAGAUGCCAGGAAAGCCAAGGCCAAAGAAAAAAAGUUGCACGGUGAGAAAGAAGCUCUUCUGGCUGCUAUAAAGGAACGAGGUAUCAAGCUUCUUCAGCCUGCAAAGCCUCGUCAGUGUGGAUCAGACAAUGAGGAUGAGGAUGAGGAUGAAGGCUCCUCUGCAGUGAUUUCACAGCUGAGCCUGGACGGCCUCAGCUCCCAGGAGGCCACAGGGGCUCGAGUCUUCUUGGACGAGCAGGGCUCUCUGCACUGGCCUGUUCUCUUCCUGUAUCCUGAACACCAACAGAGUGAUUUCAUCUCGGCUUUCUGUGAGAGCAACUGUUUCGUGGACCACCUGGCAGUCAUGUUUGGAGAAGAACUCCCACCUUGGGACUCAGACCGAAAAUACCACCCACAAAAUCUGCAGCUCUACUUUGAGGAUGAAGAGAAGGAGACACUCUACCAAGUAAACCCAGAGACGCCACUUUUAAAAGUGCUGCAGCAUAAAAGGUGUUUUGUUAAGGCAGGCAGCCCCAGCUUCAUUGUUCUGGUAAAUGGCUCAGCUUUCAGGAAGCAGUUUUUAACAGGAAAAAAAAUACAAGGAUUGUAAAAAAAAAAACAAAAAACGACGGCCUUCAAAUCUUGGACUUUUAAUACAUAAUACAUGAUUCUCAUUUCUACCCCUAAAGACUGACUUUGUCUUUGAAAAAGACGCCAGGGCAAAUAUUUAUCCUGUGCCCAAGAGCUUGGCACACAGUAUGACAACAAAAUGAAUGCAAAAUAAAUGGGUUCUUCAAAAGUUAUCCAUGUGGGUUCUUUGCGUCUGUUCAGAGAUAAAACUCAUCUGAAAACAAUGCAAUUUAUUCAGGAUCUCAAUAAUAUUAAUCAACAUAAACAAGUGAUUUAAGUGCUUGUAAGUAAACAUCAAAAAAAUGUUUUGACAUUUAAAAUACUAGUGAAUCUCUUCCUAAACAGUGCAGUUUGUCCCUUAGUCUGGUGCUACAUAUCUCAGAGUUGGUCAACAAGAAAAGCAACUUAAUCUUAAAUUCAUCUUUGUUAUAAUUUGGAUUUAAUAUUUAAAUGAAUUUCCUCAGACAUGGUUUACAAAGGACUGAGUGGAAAGUGAAAGUGAGAGGUGUGACUACUUUUUGCUUUUUGACAAGGAAGUUUUGUGACUUCUACCAGGAAUAAUGAGUAAUGAUACUUAACAUACCAUACCGAUGACUAAUGCGCGUCUCUUUCAGUAUUUGAUGCCGCAGUCAGUGUUCAGAAAGCAGCUUUUCUAGCUUGGUCAGGUCAGUGUGGUUUCCUGUACUGGUGAUAUGCUACAGUUCAUUACAAUAAACCACCCAGCAUGGCAUAAGCUGCCUAAAGCUAUGUUUGUGUCAAGGUCUGUGUUGUCAGUGUAAUUUCAUAAACUAAUCAAUAAGAUGCUCUUGCCAAGUCGUGUCGUUUUGUGACAAACCAAGUAUGUUCGGUUUACCCCAGAAAGAGGGUUCACCUGCCAUCAUCAGACUUGCCUGUAAUACACAGGCAUUUUACAUAGUCGUAAAAAAGAAAUUGGGCCAAACAAAAGAACGACACGUUAGUGAUUUCCUUUAGUUUCCUUAUACUUUGACUUUUCUCUUAGGUAUGACCAAAAUUCAAGAGCGGUUUAGAUUUGUUGUACCAGUCACAUACAGUUUGUCUUUGCCAUCAGUGGGAAAACCUCUCACUUUGACCUGAAAUCAUAAUGCUUUAACCUGAAUGAAUUUUGAGCUUAUAUAUAAAACACCAAAAUGAACUAAAAUAAAAUGUAUAUCUAACACAAACAUGAUGCAAAGUUAAUGUUAUCUUCACAAAAUCAUCAUCAUCAUCAUCAUCAUCAUCAUCAUCAUCAUCAUCAUCAUCAUCAUCAUCAUCAUCAUGGCUUGACAAUUUACUGAGAAAUGAUAACAUCUCAUAAAGGCACACCUCAUGAAAAGAUGUCACUCGUCAGGUUGAAAUGAGACAAGAGAGUUUGGUGUGUCUGACUUGAAACACUCGUACAAGUAAGCCUAACAAAAAAAGUAUUAUAUUUAGGAUAAGAACUCACAAAUGAGGCCUGGUGUGUGGUUUUGAUUUACCAUUUUUCAAUGAUGCCAUUGGAUGUUUAAGAGAACUCGUAUUGGUCUGAUUGAAUUGACACCAAAUUUUGCACUCUUAAUGUAAGAUUUAUUUUAUUUAUUUUAACUGGGAUGAAAUUACUAUAAUUACCUAAAAUUAAUCAUAUUAUAGAAUCAUUGAUAUGUUUGAUUACUGUAAUUAGUCUCGUGUGUGAUUACUGUUAAGAAACACAAAAGAAUUCAGCAUAUUGUGUUGCUACAGGAAACAUUUCAAAAUGAUUACAUCACAGCUAGAAACAGCAGCAGAACCCGAGCUAAAUAAAAAUUCUGUCUUAAGACAAAUCAGUACAAUGAGAAGCCGCCAAUGUCAUU